Vigna angularis (adzuki bean) is the source of this 5118-nucleotide messenger RNA. RefSeq lists its product as uncharacterized. Bases 238 to 1479 code for a protein of 413 amino acids. The transcript is spliced from 2 exons. NCBI's taxonomy places the organism in Eukaryota, Viridiplantae, Streptophyta, Magnoliopsida, Fabales, Fabaceae. The record is from RefSeq and is a predicted model, not a curated record.
GUUCUACAUUUUUGUUGUGUUUUUCAAUUAUGUUGUGUUACUAUAUGUUUUGUCUUUUAUAUUUUUAUUGUGUUGUGUUUUGUAUUAUGUGUGUUAAUUAAAAAAAAAAUUUAUAAAAAAAUAAAAAAAACUGAAAAUAUUAGUUUUACUCCAUGUUAUGCUUCUGUAUAUUUUUUAUAAUCCUUGCUUGAAGUGAAAGUCCAGGUCUGAGAUAGGUUUUGAACUAGAAUAGAGAAAAUGACAGAUUCUCAAGACUGGAUGUAUGAUCUAGUCAAGUGUCUUCCCAAAUUCCUUGGGUUGGCACAUGAAGAUCCAUACAGGCACCUCAAGGAGUUUAGUUUGGUGUGUUUAUCUAUGAGACCUGCUGGUGUUUCCAAGGAGACAAUGUUGAUAAAAAUGUUUCCCAUGUCCCUGCAAGAUGAAGCAAGAGACUGGUUCAUAUACCAGUAUCCUUUUAAUAGUUGGCAGGAAACACAACAAAAAUUCUUUGACAAGUUCUUUCCAGCAGCAAAGGUGACCAGCAUUAGGAUGAAGAUCACUGCCAUUGAGCAAUUUCAAGAAGAAAGCCUGGCAGAUUAUUGGGAGAGGUUUAACAGGCUCUGCACAACUUGUCCAAACCACCAAUUUCCAGAGCAUUUGCUCUUGACUUAUUUUUAUGAAGGGCUCCUGGACAAUGAAAGGAUACUUGUGGAUGCAGCUAUUGGUGGAUGUUGGAUGGAUAUGACCCCAACAGAAGCGAGGAAGUUGCUCUGCAAGCUGACUGGUGAAAGUCCAAUUGAGGUAGCAAAGGAAGAACCUGAGCAGCUUGUUCUGGAUUCUGACACUGAUAGCCCUGAGGAUGCAGCUGAUAACUUGGAGUUUGGUAAGAAACUUCUCAGUGAGCAAAAACAGGUUUAUUCUGAACCUGAGAUUCCAAUUUUACCAGAUUUGCCUACACAUUCAAAUGCAUGUGAUUUGACGCACACUGAUUCUAUAGGGUUUAUGACUGAUACUGAUACAAAUUUGAUUGACCAUUCUAAAAUUUUUAAUUCAGUGUCAGCCAUUGAACCCAUUAGUGAGAGUAGCGUCAAUAUUAAUUUUGAAAGAAAAACUGUGCAAUCUGAUGACUUUACAGAGUUAGGAUUAAACUUUGAUUUAGCACAGUUUUCUGAAAAUUUUGAAUGUGACUGUGAAUCUGGUUCUUGCUCCAUUUGUGCUGAAAUUGAUUAUGCAUUACAGCCAAACUCUAAGUUUAUUACCGAUGCUAUUAAUUGUGAGUUUGAUGACAAGGAUGCAGAGUUAAAAGAGAAUGCAGGUGCUGACAUUAAGAAAUUAAUGAUUACUGAAGAAGAGUAUACUGCUAUGAGAAGAAAGAAGAAACAUUUUGUUGCGGAUGAUAGGGCAAUACUGAUGACACAGUUUCUCUUAAUAUUUUCUCUGCUGAAUCAUGUGAUGGAAAGCAUAUCCCUGAUUGUCCAAAUUUGGCAACACCCACCAUAACCAGGGAAGUUUUCCUAUUCCUUCUUCCCUUAAUUUUCUUAGUUUAUGAAUUUGGGGGGAGAUUCUGAUAACUUGUUAGUUUUAAUCUGUGUUUAUGUUUGGUGUGUUUUUUUUUUUGUUUUAAAAAAAAAAAAAAAAAAAAACAAAAUUUAAAAAAAAAAUGUAUGUUCUCUUUCACGUGUGUUAUUUUCUUUAUGUAUGUAUUGUAAAUAUGUGUUUUGUCUGUUGUUUUUUUUUACAUUUGCGUUUUAUAUGUUUUAAUUUUUUGUGUUCGAUAUUAGGUCUUUUGUUUUGUUAAAUUAUGUGUUCUGUUUUUAUUUAUUUUUUUUAGUUUUUUUUGUUAUAAUAAUAAAAAAAAAAAAUCAGAGAGUAAAGUUGCUGUAAUAGGGCAGAGUAUAUAGUUUGUGCUGAAGUACUAAUUUGAGUGCAUUUAUUAAUAAUAAAAAAAACAAUGCAAAAAUACAUAAAAACAUAAUAAUGAUGUUCGGGGUUCGAUCAUUUCUGAUCGUUAAUAUUACAAACCAUAUAAAAAAAACAUAAAAAAAAUUAAAAACAUAAAAACAUAAAAAUUAAUUGUCCAUAUUACAGUCCUCAUUAAUAUUCUGGCCACACUCGGCCAUCAAAAACAUAAAAAAAAAAUAAUAAGAAAAUAAAAACAAAUUCAACGAAAGAAUUGUCGAGCUGGUUGUGGUGGUCUAAGGGAGAGCUCCGUUGAGGGAGCUCUGGUACGAAAAGUCACGAGCGGAGGCGAAGGAAUCUCUGUUUCUGGAUCGAUUAUGAUGGGAAUGGGGAAGAGGUCCAGCAGCCUCGGUGCCCUCAUUAUUACCCAGUCGUAUUCUUUCAACCAAAAAAAAAAAUUGUGUUAAUUUUAAUAGAAAAAAAAAAAUUCAAUAAAAUUGAGAUCUGAUGAGAGUUCUUACCAUACAUGUACAGCGGCAGUUGUGAAAACUGAGUGCCAGUGGGGUCUAUAUCCGCUUGCCAGCGCCUGACCCGAUUGCCGUGGUUGUUGAACCAGCAGUGCACGUUGUAUUCGCUGGCAUCUCCGAAGGUCCUUAGUCGAGACGUGAUCUCGACGAUUUGCGCUCGGCUUGGAUGAGUGACCCCAUAAUUGAAGAUGUUGGUCAUCAUCUUGACCUGAUCAUCUGUUGGACGCCACCGCUGACUUGUGUAUCUCUCGAUUUCCAUCUCGCUCAUCAUAUUCUAAAACAUGGAAAAAAUGAAAAAAAAAAAAAAAUAAAAAAAAAAAACAAAAACAGAAAAAUAAGAAGCAUAAAAAAAAAUAUUAGAUUAGUCUGUGUUUUCUUUAUUUGUUGUUGUUUCCUUUUAGAUUUAUUUUGUCCAGUCUGUAUUUGAUGUUUCAGUGUCUGGUCUUUGAUCUGUUUCACGGUCCUUGCAAAGGGGUCCUAAACGAAUCUACGUUCAGUUGUCCUUGUCCAUGUCAUUCAUGUUAUUAUGUUUUUGUGUUUUAUUUUUAAGUGGGGUACGUGGCGUUGUUCUACCCGAUUGUCUCUGCCAUACCUUCAAUCGAAGGGAGAUUAACGUCUGGUUUCCAGCCGAUAUACCCCUUAAGUUUUUUUGACAGUUGUGUUUUAUGUGUUUUUCUUUUAAAAAAAAAAUAAAGCAGGAAAGCAGGAAAGCAAGAAGGUAAUAAUAGCAGAAAAAGCGGUAAAGGGAGGAAAGAAAGGAAAGAAGAUAGAUCGGCAGAAGAAGAAAAAUAAAGGAAAGCAGGAAAAUGGAAAAGAGGGAGAGCAGGCAAGAGGUCAGAGAAGAAAAAAUGGAAAGCAGGAAAGCAGGAUGGUAAUAACAGCAGAGAAGCAGAAAAGGAAGAAAUAGAGAUCCAAGGUGCAGAGAACUUACCUGGAGUAGUAGGCUGGCAGAGGAGCUCCUCGCUGAUCUCGGACUCUUCAGAUGGCACGGUGACAGAGCUUCCUCGCAGAUCCAGACGCUCGAGAAGAGAGAAGAGAGGAGAGCAGAGAGAGAGGCUAGGUGAGGAAAUGGCGCUCUGACGCUGAGGAGUACUUGUGGUGGCUGGAAUUGAUCAUUGGACAGUGCUAAGACUCUCCGCAGAGUGUUCACAAGAAGGAGAGCUCAAUGGAUUUUGCAUUGAUUUAUUUUGUGUGUUAAAAUAAAAAAUUUGAUUUAGAACUCCUACACACCACACAGCCUUAAGAAUACCAGCCACCACUCCACGGUUUUAUUUUCCCAUUCAAGGUUUUAUUUUGGCAUUUAGUUGAUACUUUGGAACACAUCACGUCUGGGAGGAAUUCAAAAAUGAAAGUGAAUUUGUUGAAAUAUAACACACGGCCCACCUAGCUUUGAAAAAAAAAGAAGAAGCCUUCAACCUUUGGAGAGAAGCACGUACACACCUUCUUUUGUUAUUAUUACUCUUGUAAAAGAUUGAUUGAAGAAAGAAUACGUGCAAGGUGUUAAAGGAGAUAACAAAUGCUAAAAUAUGGGGUCCAUUCACCACUAAAAAAGCACUCUAGCAAAACUCACGGAACCAAGAAGUUUUCUUCAUUCAUUUUGGCAAACAUACAUCAAGAGCAUACAUUUUGCAACAUGGGAACCACCAAACUCUCUUGUCUGGAACGUGAAUAUGAAGCCAUCAAUUUGGAAAGCUUCAAUUAAAUUAAGUGGCAGCUCACAUCUCACGGCCCACAUGGAAAAAUCUGAAUGGUUUUCUCCAUUUUAUUUUUGGCUAGCACAUGGUCCACCACUCACGCUUUUUAACGUUUAUGGCUUGUAAAAAUUGAAGACAAUUGGAGAUUGGAACGUAAGGAGUGCAACUGGCUGGAAGGAUAGAGAAGCUCACGGUCCCUUUGGUGCAGCACACGUGCAGCAGUGGUGUUCUCCAUUCUAGCAAGCGAAGCAACUCCAUCCAGACGUCCAUAUUUCCAGCAUCCUCCACCAAACGCAGCAGUUCACGCAGCACUUGAAUGAAGAUGAGCAGCAGCAGCUCUUCCGUUCUUCAAAUGGAAGAAGCACCAUCCAGGAAGCAGCAACGUCCAGCAUGCAGCCCUUCACCACGGUCCAGCAGCGUGUGUGUGUUUGGAAAAGAAAGGAAGUGGUGUGUUGUCAUGGUGGCAUGAGAAUGGUAUUACGUCCAGGGGGAAGCAGCUGCCACGGUCUAAGUUGGAAUAUUUUAUUCAUUAGCAAUGAAGUGGUGAAGAGAAAUGGAAGGCUUUUUCACGUCCACAAGGAAACAAAAGUGGAAAAUUAAUUGAUCAAGAAAGUUGCUAAAAGACAAAAUUGAGAAAUGGUGCUGGAUGGCAAAGUCACGUUCAAGUGUGCACAAAAAGAGAAGUAACAGGAGUAGCUUCAGGAGCUAUAAAUUGGCAGAAUUUGGGGGCAGAGGGAUGAGAUUUGGGAAGCAGAUUUUAGUGGAUUUUAGGAGUAGUGUAGGAACUACCCACGUCUGGGAGGAGGCUCUUGCCUCUUCCUCUUCCAAAACUCUCUGUAUUUUAAUUUCAGUGCCAAAACGUAGUUUUCAUUUCUGAACGUGUCAUUUCAUUUUUAGUUGUACUGUUCAACGAAUUUAAUUUCAAGUAUUGAAUCUUUGAUGAAUUUUAUUUUCAUGUUAAGUGUUUUUAUUUUAUCUGUUAAAUUUUACCAGUAAUGAUUUUCCACACAGUUAAAUUC